CGUCGCCUUUCGAUUCCGGAAAUCUCGCACAUCAAGGCAGACCUAUUCCACAAGGCGAAAGCAUAUCUCCGUGCACAUUACGAUUGUUGAAGGGGCAAUUGACCUCCAACCCAGAAUUGGCCGUUGCCCGCUCAGAGUCGCUCAGCCUUAACUUCCAGCAGCCGGUGCGAUGCCAAGCUCGGAUCAUCCGAUCACUUCACGCUUUGCCGCUCUGAAUCCCUUCUCUAAGGAUGAAGAUAUCGAAGAUGAAAGAGGAGAGACGAUCACCGCCAACAGUGUCGCAGGAGGCGGUCACGGUGCUCGUGAGACCGGAAUCACGAAGAACAAACUGAGAAUCAGCCACGCUUUGAAAUCAUUCCUCGUCGAUCAGGGUGCCAUAUCUUAUCAAGACUCUAGUGCAGAUGACUUGACCGGAGCAUUACAAACCCUGCUCAACAAGCCUCAUAUCAAUGUACCUCCAAAUCUUACGGACAGAUCCCAUCCACUGCCAGAGUACUUCAUCAGCUCGAGCCACAAUACGUACUUGACAGCCCAUCAGCUCGUUGGUUCCUCUUCGGCCGAGUCUUACGAAACGGUUCUCACUGCUGGCUCACGGUGCGUCGAAAUCGAUGCCUGGGAUAAUGACGAUGACCCAGAGGAGCCAAAAGUCACGCAUGGCUACACCCUCGUGUCCCGCAUCAGCUUCCGCUCAGUUUGCGAGACCAUUCGAGACUACUCUGACAAGCAGGUCGCGGAAUCGGCCCAACAGGAGGGAUUCCAGGCUUCACCGAUUCUUUUGUCUCUUGAGAAUCACUGCAGCGCUCAGGGCCAGCUGCGCCUUGUUCAGAUUAUGAAGGAGGUCUGGGGUGACCGUCUGCUGAGCGAAGCUGUGAGGCAGGAAGGCCACCAAGAGCAGGAACAUGAAGGCAAGCAUGUUCGCCUUGAGGAGCUGGGGUUUAAGAUUGUCGUCAUUGUCGAACACCACCUCGUUGACGCAGCCGAUCAGAAAGAAGAUGAUGAUAGUUCAGACGACGAGGAUGAGGACGAAAAACGAGCCAGAAAAGCCUACAAGGACCAGAAGAAAGCAGCACCCGCUGCUCUCAUCAUACCAGAACUUGCUGACCUAGGCGUAUAUGCGCAGUCGGUCAAGCCGAGCGACAACUCGUGGUACGAAGUCGAUUCGGGGCUCAAAAAUGGUCCUCAUCACCACCUCAUCAAUGUCUCGGAGUCUGGAUUGUCUUCUCACAUGGAAACGGCAAGAGAGAAGAUCGGGCGCCACAAUGCUCAUCAUCUCAUGCGCGUCUUUCCAAAAGGAACCCGCAUCUCGUCCAAGAAUCUCAAUCCCGUUCCAUUUUGGGGCAUCGGUGCGCAAAUCUGUGCUCUCAACUGGCAAACUUUCGGAGCAGGCAUGCAGUUGAAUGAAGCUCUGUUCAGUGGAUCUGAUGGAUACGUGUUGAAGCCUGCAGCUCUCCGCGCUGGUGGCAACGGCGAGCUGAGCACGGGCAAGAUGAAGAAGUUGCGUCUCCACAUCGCCGGCGCAUCAGAUGUGCCUCUUCCAGACGGCCGUGACCCAGAUGAGAUCAAGCCGUACGUGAGCUGUCUUCUCGUGCAUCCAAAUGACAUGGAAAAAGCUCCUGCGAAACGCAAGACGGAACCUUACAAGCACCACAAACUUGGCUUUCUUCACAAGGGAGAGAACCCGCCAUCGAAUGAUCCGGUUUGGGACGAGACGCUGGAAUGGGAGUUUGAGGAUAAUGAGUUGGUGUUUUUGAGGUUGCUGGUUAAGAGUGAUGAUAGCUUUGCUGCGAAUCCUACGCUUGCUGUUGCAGCUGUGAGGUUGGUGUAUGCGGUUGGAGGGUGGACUUUUAUUCGCAUGUUGGACUUGAGGGGAAGGGAGACAAAUUGCUCGUUGCUUGUAAAGUUCGAGGUCGGGGAUGCGUAGUCACAUUUCAGUUCACUUUCGGCCAAAAUUCUCAGAUAGGCCUUGGUCAGUUCGAAGUUACAUGUCCAAAAAUAAGGCUGUUUGGUACGGAGAUACACUCCUUAGGCUCAGGGGUAGGUUUGCUUUGCUGAGCACUUCAGACAACCACUCCAUAGCAUCGAAUAGCCCACCCCCCCGGAAAGAAUCUACUUCCACUACAGUCAGCACUAGGCGCAAUGGGGUCACAUCCGAGUUGCACUUAGGGGUGCAGUGUAUUCGUACAAACGAAGCCAAUCACUUGC
This is a messenger RNA of Hyaloscypha bicolor E, 2202 nucleotides long. RefSeq names its product phosphoinositide-specific phospholipase C. Gene Ontology annotation, biological process: lipid metabolic process; phosphatidylinositol-mediated signaling. NCBI's taxonomy places the organism in Eukaryota, Fungi, Ascomycota, Leotiomycetes, Helotiales, Hyaloscyphaceae. The transcript has a single exon. The coding region runs from base 170 to 1921 and encodes 583 amino acids. The record is from RefSeq and is a predicted model, not a curated record. Gene Ontology annotation, molecular function: phosphatidylinositol-4,5-bisphosphate phospholipase C activity.